CGCGCGAGCUGGAAUGUUGAGGUGUCUCGCGCCAAAACGGAGCGGCACAAAACGCACGAGCCAGCUCGCUCAGCUGCAGCAGAAGCACGAGGCCGCGCAGAGAUGAGCGACGACGAGCAAAACAAGAAGGCGUUUCUGGAAGUCGCGACCCCUCUGUCCCCGGGGCCGGUGGGUAAAAAACAGCCACGCAUGCCGAAGUGCUCCCGGUGCAGGAACCACGGCUUCGUCUCGCCUCUGAAGGGCCACAAGCGCUUCUGUAACUGGCGGGACUGUCAGUGCCAGAAAUGCAAACUCAUAGCGGAGCGCCAGCGCGUCAUGGCCGCUCAGGUGGCUCUGCGGCGCCAGCAGGCUCAGGAGGAGGAGAUGGGCAUCUGCACACCAGUGAACCUCUCUGGUUCAGACAUUGUGGUGAAGGAUGAGCCAGGAAAUGAUUACGGCUUUGCAGUGGGAGCGAGAUCGCUUGCCUCUUCUCCUGCUGCCUCUGGGAGCCGCUCUUCUUUGACGCCGAGCCCCACCGCAGCCACCAGGGGACACUCUGAGGGCUCUGCUGACCUCGUGGUAGAUGCUUCCUACUACAACUUUUAUCAGCCUUCCCGCUAUCCAGCAUACUACAGCAAUCUCUACAAUUAUCAGCAGUACCAGCAGAUGCCCAGUGGAGAUAGCCGUCUGUCCAGCCACAACAUGUCCCAGCAGUACCGUAUGCACUCCUACUAUUCUGCAGCCUCCUACCUAAGUCAGGGUCUGGGCACAGCUGCGUGCAUGCCGCCCAUUUUCAGCAUGGAGGACAGCAGCGUCUGCCCUGAGCCGAAAACUGCAGCUUUCUCUCCUGAUGGAGUUCCUGACACCAGCUUGGCCUGCAUGCCUGUCAACCUUAUGGUGAGUGCUGAGAACAAGGCAGAAUGUGAGCCCAACUCUGACUCUGGAGCGUUUACUGUGGACUCCAUCAUAGAGGGAGCUGCUAAGUAAAAGUCUCAGAGAGUAUACCAACUGCGCUUGACUUACCUCAUGGCACUGUGGGGUUAAUGCCAUGGAGUGUUAUAUGCUUAAAAAGGUUUUGACAAUCAAAUUUAUAUUGUUUGAUAUUGCAUAUCAUUAUAGUUUGUUUAGGUUUGUUUUUUGCCAAUACCUGAAGUUUUAAGUGAUUGGAUAUUAUGUAGUUUGAUGAAAAAAAAGAAAGUUUUAGGCCAUAAAGAUGAGUUCAUAUAUAUGAGUUCAUAUAAACAAUCAGAGUCUCAAGAUCAUAAGACACUUUGAGUAUACAGAAGACCUUUUAAUUGAUAAAUUACAUGUUUUGGUCAAGCAACAAUUGAAAACUUUCUCCUAAACGAGAGUUCAUUCAGGCUUUGUACCUGUAACUGCCCUCAUGCAUUUGCACUGCAAUACAUUUCAGCUUUAAAACUGUUAUCAUUGCUAUAAUAAAUACAGAUGUUUCAAAAUAUUAUAUAUUUUUUUACAGUUAAUAUGCAGCAACUGUAUACUGUGAUAUUCAGUCUCGGAUAAUUUUAGCACCUUUGAUCCAGACGAAAAGGCGGUGCAGUUAUGGGUUAGUGUGCAGGAAUGAAUACUAAUGAAUUAUGCUUCAAUCUCACCACAACCAGUGCGUUGUUUAUUUAUGGCCACCAGCCAAAGGGCAUCAUUUAACUUUGGAUGAUUUGCAUCACUAUCUACCUCCUUGGAUUGUGAGAGGUUCUUUACCACACUUUUGUUUAUAAGCUGAAUGCUUCUGCCCUUUCUUUGCAUACUGUUGAGUUGUCACUGUUUGUCCUUGACAGUAAUAUCCCUGAAUGAUGUUUCAUAACUUGCCUUAGUUAACUAAAAUACUCUACACAUUGCUAGAGCAGUACCUAUUCAAAUAGAAUAUAGUAUUACACGUAUCUCUUGCAGAGAUAGAUCACGAUAAUUAAGCUUAAUCACAAUCUAAAAAAAAAUCAAACAAAUAUUUUAUAAUUAAUCAUUUUUAUAGUCAACAAAAAUGAAAUAUCUCCCAGUUAAGUAAGGCAAGUUGAAUUACACAUUCAAGCAGUUAUUAUUUUUAUAAUAAAGCAAAGGGGACUGAACAUCCCUCUUAUCUUUCCACAGUUAUGUUCAGUAAAGGGGGUUAUCACUUAGACAGUUUGUUCCUGUUUAGAUUUACUUUCUUAAUUACUGCAGCGCUGAGUUGUGAGCUGUACCACAAAAUGGUUCUACUGCUUUAACCACUGCACUGUGUUACUGUGACUGACUGUUAUGGAGAUUAAUUUCAAAUGCCAUGUUGCAAAAGUGCCUGUUAUUGUUAUGUCUUAAUAAAACAGCA
Messenger RNA from Clarias gariepinus (North African catfish), 2293 nucleotides. RefSeq names its product doublesex and mab-3 related transcription factor 1 (gene dmrt1). Gene Ontology annotation, cellular component: nucleus. Bases 103 to 966 code for a protein of 287 amino acids. The record is from RefSeq and is a predicted model, not a curated record. Gene Ontology annotation, biological process: sex differentiation; regulation of transcription by RNA polymerase II. The transcript has 5 exons. Lineage: Eukaryota; Metazoa; Chordata; Actinopteri; Siluriformes; Clariidae. Gene Ontology annotation, molecular function: RNA polymerase II cis-regulatory region sequence-specific DNA binding; DNA-binding transcription factor activity, RNA polymerase II-specific.